CGCGCGCAACGACAACGAGAGUGAAGUUGCUCUGAUUGUGCGCUGCUACUAGUGGACAGUUAGUGCGGAGCGUUGUGCCAGUACGGAUCGGGGGUUUUCGCGGCACCGAGUAGAGUACAGCAGCCUUGCAUUCAAUUUCCAGUUUGAAAAUAAUUAAAUUACAUCAUCCAAUCUACAUCGGGCUGGACUAAAUCCAAAUCAUCACCAUGCGGCGACUGGAGCUGACGGUGUUAAGUCUUCUACUGAUGACCUCUUGUCUGCAAGCCGUUCGCGCCAACGAGGAAGAUGACGAAGAUUUGCUUGACGAUAGCGCCGGUGAAGAAUUCGACGAAGACGAUGAAGCUCUGCUGAGACAAAUUGAAGCUCAGCACGUGCAAAAACAAUUCGAGAAGGAAGAUCAACUGGCCCGGGACCUGGCGGCUAAAAUCGCCGCCGAGCAUUAUAACUUCGAGGGCGUAGAAACUCUACCCCGGCUGGCCGAUCCGUGCAAGGGAGUGCGUUGCGGUGCCGGACGAAUUUGCCAAGCUGACGGUAACGAUCCCAAGUGCGUGUGUAUUCCCGAAUGUCCGGAGGAACCGGAUUCCAGGCGGAAGGUCUGUACCAAUCUGAACGAAACGUGGGACUCAGCUUGCGAGGUUCACCGACAACGUUGCCUCUGCAAUACGAACGAUGAACGGUGUCGUGGGGAGGAGGUCAAACACUUGCACAUUGACUACUACGGCGGAUGCCGAGACAUGCCGGACUGCUCGGAGAAUGAUCUUUCUGAUUUUCCGCGACGCAUGCGUGACUGGCUGUUCAACGUGAUGCGUGACUUGGCCGUGCGUAACGAGCUACCCGAAGCUUACAUGGAACUGGAGCAGGAAGCCGAAACCAAUCUGACCAAACGAUGGACAAAUGCCGCCAUCUGGAAAUGGUGCGAUUUGGAUGGCCAUCCGAACGACAACUCUGUCUCACGACAUGAACUGUUUCCUAUCCGGGCCCCACUGAUGACGCUGGAGCAUUGUAUUGCGCCGUUUUUGGAAACAUGCGACCCGAACGGGGACCACAGGAUCACCCUUCAGGAGUGGGGCAAGUGUUUGGAGCUGGAAGAGGAUGAUCUCACCGCUCGUUGCGCCAAAAUCAACAAGGAAGAUGAGUUCGAGAAGAUUGAGCUGGAGCUGGCAGAUCCCAAUUAAACGUGCUAUAUGUUAAGAAACUGUUAGAUUCUUUCUUUUUUCAUCAGUUUAACGAAUGAUGACAUCGAUUUAGCUUCUAGCGUUGAUCCAACACGGAUACCUACUUCUACGACCUACUUUGUGUAUAUCUCUGCAGUUCACAAAUGUCUAGUGCUUAAUUGAGAGUUGUGUCACAUUUCUUCUAUAGAUAAGCCGGAUGUAUAAUUGAAUAAUUCCUUACGACGAGUGUGUAAGUUCAGAACAAUAAAAAUUUAGAAUCAA
Messenger RNA from Armigeres subalbatus, 1436 nucleotides. RefSeq names its product SPARC (gene SPARC). The coding region runs from base 207 to 1175 and encodes 322 amino acids. NCBI's taxonomy places the organism in Eukaryota, Metazoa, Arthropoda, Insecta, Diptera, Culicidae. Gene Ontology annotation, molecular function: extracellular matrix binding; collagen binding; protein binding. The record is from RefSeq and is a predicted model, not a curated record. Gene Ontology annotation, biological process: anatomical structure development. The transcript has 4 exons.